AUGGGUUCAGUGCCCCCUGAAGCUUCCAGUAUGAGAGUGCAAGGUGUCCUUCACCCUGAGGAUACUGGUCAAAUAGAAAGGUCCAAUUGGGUGCUGGAUUCUCCCAAUCCACCACCUCUCUGGAAGAAGCUACUUAGUUCAGUCAAGGAGACCCUUUUGCCUCAUGGGAACAAGUUCUGUUGUUUCUCAUCCAAGAAGAAAACUUUCCAUGGAUAUGCUUUCUCAUUCUUGCAGGGUUUAUUUCCAAUCCUUAGUUGGUUAAGAGAUUACAAUGCCUCAAAGUUUAAAGAUGAUCUGUUAGCUGGUUUAACUCUUGCCAGCCUGAGCAUACCUCAGAGUAUAGGAUAUGCUAAUUUAGCAAAAGUGGAUCCUGAAUAUGGACUGUAUACUAGUGUUCUUCCUCCUCUUAUUUAUGCUAUGAUGGGGAGCUCAAGAGAAAUUGCAAUUGGACCUGUAGCUGUAGUGUCAAUGCUGUUAUCCUCCCUGGUUCAGAAAGUGGAAGAUCCUGUUGCUAAUCCCCAUGCUUAUAGAAACACCGUCUUUACUGUGACCUUCUUUGCUGGAGUUUUUCAAACUGCAUUUGGUGUUUUCAGGUUGGGUUUUCUUGUGGAUUUUCUUUCACAUGCUGCCCUAGUUGGAUUCAUGGCAGGCGCAGCCAUUAUUAUUGGUCUUCAGCAGCUCAAGGGAUUGCUGGGAAUUACUCACUUUACCUCCAAAACUGAUGCAGUAUCAGUGUUGGCAUCUGUUUAUAAAUCAUUACAUCAUCAAAUUACUUCUGGAGAAAAAUGGUCCCCUCUGAAUUUGAUCCUGGGGUGCUCAUUCUUGAUUUUACUUCUAAUUACUCGUUUUAUUGGCAGAAGAAACAAAAAGCUUUUCUGGUUGCCUGCUAUUUCUCCACUUCUAUCAGUUAUACUAUCAACUUUAAUUGUGUAUUUGUCAAAAGCUGAUACACACGGGGUUAAUAUAAUAAAGCACGUCAAAGGAGGCCUGAAUCCAAGUUCAGUUCACCAGUUGCAAUUCCAUGGUCAAAAUGUUGGACAAGCAGCUAAAAUUGGACUGAUUUGUGCAGUUAUUGCACUCACUGAAGCAAUAGCUGUUGGUCGAUCUUUUGCUUCCAUUAAGGGAUACCAUCUUGAUGGGAACAAAGAAAUGUUAUCAAUGGGAUUCAUGAACAUAGCAGGAUCUUUAACUUCAUGCUAUGUGGCAACUGGUUCAUUCUCAAGGACUGCAGUAAAUUUCAGUGCAGGAUGUCAAACAGCAGUAUCAAAUAUUGUGAUGGCCAUUACGGUGGUUUUGUCCCUCGAAUUAUUUACAAGGCUCCUAUAUUACACCCCUAUGGCUAUCCUUGCUUCUAUCAUCCUCUCAGCACUUCCUGGAUUGAUUGACAUAAGUGAGGCUUGCUAUAUCUAUAAGGUUGACAAAUUAGACUUUCUUGCCUGUGUUGCUGCUUUCUUGGGCGUCUUGUUUGUAUCCGUAGAGAUUGGUCUUCUUGUUGCAGUGAUAAUCUCGUUUGCAAAGAUACUGAUACAAUCAAUUCGACCUGGAAUAGAAGUUCUAGGUAGAGUUCCAAGAACUGAAGCCUUCUGCGAUGUUACUCAAUAUCCCAUGGCCAUGAGCACUCCAGGCAUCAUAGUGAUUCGCAUAAGCUCUGGCUCACUUUGCUUUGCAAAUGCUAAUUUUGUCAGAGAAAGAAUACUGAAGUGGGUCAUGGAAGAAGAUGACCUUAAAGAAACUACCAAAGGAAGGGUCCAAGCAAUAGUUCUAGACAUGACAAACCUAAUGAAUGUUGAUACUUCCGGAAUUCUAGCACUAGAGGAACUGCACAAGAGGUUGCUUUCACGUGGCGUACAAUUAGCUAUGGUCAACCCAAGGUGGCUAGUAAUUCACAAGCUUAAGCUUGCACACUUUGUUGACAAAAUUGGAAAAGAAUGGAUUUUCCUUACUGUUGGAGAAGCCAUAGAUGCAUGUCUCUCCUAAAUUUGCUAGCACUUGAUAUCACGUGUCUCUGUGCCAUGCUAUCUUUAAAUUUUAUUGCAUAGGUUGUGGGUUUUGUUAAAAUGUUAAUGCUGAAUUGCAUAUUUAAGCACAUAAACUUGUGUGAUAUUAUCUUCUCCUACACAAGCUGGUCAGCUAUUCCAAAUGGGAUUGUGCCAUGCUGCACCAGAGGGGGAGGGAUAUACCAUGCACUAUGGGGUGUCAUAAACUACCUUAUUGCUAUAAUUUCUCAAUUUUGGAAGUGAGUGAUGUUUAUUUGUAUG
Molecule: messenger RNA, 2258 nt
Organism: Gastrolobium bilobum
Lineage: Eukaryota; Viridiplantae; Streptophyta; Magnoliopsida; Fabales; Fabaceae
Product: low affinity sulfate transporter 3-like
Exons: 12
Coding region: 1-1977 (658 amino acids)
Biological process (GO): transmembrane transport
Cellular component (GO): membrane
Molecular function (GO): secondary active sulfate transmembrane transporter activity
Source: RefSeq, a predicted model, not a curated record